ACUUUUACGACUCAGAUUCUGCCUACUACUCCGAAUCCUGACACCAAAUUGAGUUAUUUGUUUCGAGUCGACUUGAAUCUUCUCGCCUGUAUCUCAAUGUAUUUCGCCACCCUUGACUAUCAACCCUACGAAGAGAUUAUCGCUUCGCCGCCCAACUUUCGGCUCAAAACACUCAUUUUGCUUGGCGCCAAAGGAGUGGGUCGCAGGCAUAUAAAGAACUGUCUGAUAACAAAUCAUCCAGACAAAUUUGUUGCACCUAUACCGCGUUAG
Protopolystoma xenopodis is the source of this 270-nucleotide messenger RNA. The record is from the annotation of a GenBank genome assembly. NCBI's taxonomy places the organism in Eukaryota, Metazoa, Platyhelminthes, Monogenea, Polystomatidea, Polystomatidae.